Messenger RNA from Cryptomeria japonica (Japanese cedar), 1752 nucleotides. Its product is annotated as glycerophosphodiester phosphodiesterase GDPD2. The transcript is spliced from 10 exons. The record is from RefSeq and is a predicted model, not a curated record. Gene Ontology annotation, biological process: glycerophospholipid catabolic process. Bases 338 to 1456 code for a protein of 372 amino acids. Gene Ontology annotation, molecular function: phosphoric diester hydrolase activity. NCBI's taxonomy places the organism in Eukaryota, Viridiplantae, Streptophyta, Pinopsida, Cupressales, Cupressaceae.
AAAAAGCGCAGAAGCGUGCUCGUGCCCAAUGACUCAUCUCAGCGUCAGCAAGUGGAUUUAAAUUAAGCCUAUAAAAAACUAAUUUCCCCAGUAAUGAGGAAGCAUGCAAAAAUUAAAAAUAGUCCGACAGGAAAGCCAUUUGUACUAAAAAAUUCGACGCCAAAUGGGGAAAGCUUAAAAAAUUCAUAAAGUUGUCGUGUCUAAUCAUCUCUGAGUAGAUCUACGGAUGUUUCUGAGUGUAAAAUUGUGAGAUUGUUGCAUCUUGGCAGAGUUUGAGGCUUCGAAUUGGAAGGAAGUUCAUUUAUCUGCAAAUUGGGAGCGAGUCGGCGAAUUUUCAAUGCCUAUCUUAUCUGCAAUGUUUCCACAGGGACCAAAUUUAGAUGCUGCUGCAACAAAAGCAGCUAGCGCCCUUUCAAAUAUGAAUAUCUCAUAUGCAGGCCCGCGGAUGGCUCAAAUUUUGGGUGAUAAAAAACUAGGUGGGCAGCAAUCACUUGCUAUUAUAGGGCAUCGUGGUUCUGGCAAGAACAAAGUUAUUAUCAGUGGAGAGGCUCCUAACACACGACCAUCUGUUAUGGAAAAUACUAUAAAAUCUCUGGUGCAAGCUGGAGAGAAUGGUGCGGAUUUUGUCGAAUUUGAUGUACAGGUGACCAAAGACGGCCAUGCUGUAAUCUUCCAUGAUGACCACAUCAUAAUAGACAACAAGGGGUCUUAUAUUGCAAGGCGUAUUGGAGACCUUACUCUUGAAGAGUACCUUUCGUUAGGGUUUCAAUCUGAUGGUCUAGAGAUCCAAAUGCCUCUAGUUAGAAAAGCAUCAGAUGGCAGUAUCUGUAGAUGGAUUGUAAAUGUGCAAGACUGCUUGUGUACUCUUAAGGAUGCAUUUGAGAAAAUCCCUCUUUCUGUUGGAUUCAACAUAGAGUUGAAAUUCGAUGACGAAGCUGAGGUCCCUCAAGCAGAUCUCCAAAGGGUGAUUUCUGUAGUUCUAAGGGAAGUGGAAAUGUAUGGAAAGGGUAGAAAAGUUUUCUAUUCUAGCUUUCACCCAGAUGCAGUUGAUUUAGUGCGAAAAAUGCAAGCAGAAUUCCCCGUUCUCUUCUUAACAGACGGUGGUACUUAUAUCUACAAGGACGAAAGAAGAAAUUCAAUUGAAAGUGCAAUCCGUCUUUGCCUUCAAUGUGGGCUGCAAGGAAUAGUGAGUGAAGUAAAAGCAAUUUUAGAGAAUCCUGGGUUAGUUUCUAAAGUUAAAGACGCCGGUCUAUGCCUCCUCACUUAUGGUGAACUGAACAACUAUGUUGAAGCUCUGCAAAAGCAAAAGGAAGUGAAUGUUGAUGGAGUGAUAGUGGAUCAUGUGUUGGAGAUAGUUACAGCGACUCAGAAUGACACUAGUUUGUCAAUAACAUCACCAUCCUCAGAUAAAAUGUCUUCAAGGGAUCUUCCCGGUAUCGUCAAAGCAGCUGCUUAGACUAGGAUCCUGACGCUAAACUAUUUUCCUUCACUAAUCUAAUGUCAUGGAAUCAUCUUUACUUUGUCCUAGAUUAACCUAUAGUUGGGCUCUGUGUAUCUCCCAAACAAAAUCAAAAGUUGAUUUAAUCCCAGUAAUGAUGGUCACUGGUGGUGUGUGUACCUGGGACAAGCUAGAACUUAAAGUGGACCACUCAUCCAGCUCAUUAUAUAAUGUUGCACGGCUUAUGUAAUAGUACACUUGGACACUGUCAAUUAUUUGGCAUUUUCAAUUUAUUUCUUGGAAGAAUUGAUACA